AAUAUAUUUGCUGUUCAUCACAAGACACCAUGGAGCCAACAAUAGAUCUGUCUUUCUCUACUACUUCUCCUCUAUCCUCCUCAACUGGAUGGUGGAAUAAGGACACGGUGGCGGUGGUGACCGGAGCAAACAAAGGGAUUGGAUUUGCGUUGGUGAAGAGAUUUGCAGAGGUGGGAUUGACGGUGGUCUUGACGGCGAGGGAUAGAGAAAGAGGAGAGAGAGCAGUUGAGUCAUUGAAGGAGAAGGGACUCCAUGGCGUUCGCUUCUUCCCUCUGGAUGUAUCCCAACCCGACUCCAUCAAAACAUUCGUCUCCUGGUUUGAAACACAAUUCGGAGUCUUGGAUAUCCUGGUAAACAAUGCUGCUGUAUCAUUUAAUGACAUCAACCAGAACUCAGUUGAGCAUGCAGAGACUGUCAUCAAAACCAAUUUCUUCGGAUCCAAGAUACUCACUGAAUCCCUCUUGCCCUUCUUUCGCCUUUCACCUUCUAUUAGCCGAAUUCUUAAUAUUAGCUCAAGACUUGGCUCAAUUAACAAAAUGAGAAACCCUAACAUAAAAAGUAUCUUGCAAAGCAAGAAACUUUCCGUGGAACAAAUUGAGUGGGUGGUUAAUUGCUUUUUGGAGGAUGUGAGGGGUGGGACGUGGGAGAGCCGAGGGUGGCCGCAGGUAUGGACAGACUAUGCAGUGUCAAAGCUGGCGCUGAAUGCGUAUGCUAGAGUUUUGGCCGGGCGGUAUGAAGGACGUGGAUUGAGUGUGAAUUGCUUUUGCCCUGGCUUCACUCAGACGGCCAUGACUGGUGGCAGGGGCACGCAUACUGCGGAUGAUGCCGCGCAGGUUGGGGUUAGGCUGGCCUUGCUUCCUCCUGAGGAGUUACCAACUGGGAAAUUCUAUAUCGGAGAGCAGAGCAGCAAGCACUACAAUCAGGCGAUUUCUAGGGUUUUAGAGGGGUUUACGGUUGACCUCAUUUCUCUGUUCAACAAUACCAGUUUGCAGUUUUCUGCUUGUAAGAUGGCCGGUUACAAUAGCCUUGCACCAAAGACCAAGAAUCUGAUAAUUGCUGGAGGCUUGUCAGCAUUUGUCUUUGGGGUAUAUUUCUACACUAUGAAAGCUGUUGGAGGAACAGAUGAGCUUCAGGUUGCUAUAGACAAGUUUGAGGAGCAGAAGAAACAAGAGGCUCAGGCCAACAUGGCACCAAAGGCUUAAUCUCUUUACUGUUGUGUUUGUGAUAAUGUAAUUGUCCAUGGCAAAAAUUUCUGAGCUGCAACACCUCUUUAAUUAUAUCGUGUGUUCAGUUUAUCUAUUUAGUUUUCUUUCUUGGUAUACGUUAUACUUGAUUUCAAUGGAAAUAAGAUUAAGAAAUUCGGCUUCCUGCU
Molecule: messenger RNA, 1372 nt
Organism: Rubroshorea leprosula
Lineage: Eukaryota; Viridiplantae; Streptophyta; Magnoliopsida; Malvales; Dipterocarpaceae
Source: the annotation of a GenBank genome assembly